CAAUCACUUCACGCACACAUCACACGCGUGCGAUCACCACUGCAGGAGGAAGAUGACGAGCAAUUACGGAUCCAUGGAGCCCGGACCAGCGCAGGCAUCCAUCAACCAAAGUCACGCGUACAGAUUACGCAGCGAGACGGACGACGAUGACGACGACCACAUGCCGCUGCUCGCCACUGCAGCCCCUACCGCACAUGUUCUUCGGCGACCAAGGGCAAACUCCUUUGACAGCCUGCGCGACCGCUUUCGUUGGCGGUCCAAGCAGGGCGGAACGGCAUCGUCCUCAUCAGCGGCUGCUGCUGCUGCCGCAGCCGCCUCAAAGAAGAAGGGUCUCAAGUACAUUCCCCGCGUUGCUGGUGCGCCGCUUCUGCCUUCACGCCGCCGUCUGCUCAAGCGUCCACGCGUCCCAUUUGGUGUCGUCGAUAACCUCUCCGACCUGGAGGAGGAUAACCCACACCCUCGCCGCGUCUCGGCCUAUUGCUACGCACAGGCUGUGGAGUGGAGCACCAUCGAAUCGGACAUCACCCGCGUCGCCAAGUCACACGAAAUGCUCAAUGACGACACCAUCAACAUUUUCAUGCCCACGUAUUACACGACAUCGCAGUCCCCAGAUGCGUUUGCAAUCUUCGACAACAACUACCUGCUGCCCAGGAUAUUUGGCGAGGAGGGCACUGCGAUCAAGCUGGCCGUCUCCUACGCCAUCGCCACGUCUGUCAAGCUCGAGACGUUUGAAGUCGGCAUCGAGAAGACAAUUGCGGCCACACAGCACAUUCCGCAGGAGCUGGCAACAGAGGGCAAGAUGGCGCUGAGCAAACAGGAGAUUUCAAAGUACAUUGGCGAGCUUUACAUCCAGAAAUCGUCUGUCAACCUCAUCUACGACAUUCUCGACACGCCCGACCACUUUUGGGAUCAGCAGCAUGGUGAAUGGGUGUACACAAAGUGCAGAAAGUUCCUCAGCAUCGACCAGCGUGUUGAUGUGCUGAACAAGCGCUUGGAUGUGCUUGCAGAGUUGCUCGACAUUCUUCGCACAGAGAAAUCAGAACAGCACAGCACCCGUCUCGAAUGGAUCGUCAUUAUCCUGAUUGUCGUCGAGGUGAUUCUCGGCCUUGUGGACAUCAUGUACAACGCGUUUGCCGAUGGCCACGUCGAUGUGCUUUAACCGGCCGAACACAUACUCGAGAGCGACGGAACAGCGCCACUCGUUUUGACAAUACGGCACCACCAACACCAAGCCCCCUCCCCUCUUGCUGCUUGGUUCAUGUGUCAAAUCCAACACCACACCACCACAACCACGACCACCGCCACUCGACUGGCGCAAGCCACGACGUGUUGUGUUGUUACCUUCCCAGCUUCCACAUCCCCACCCAUUUCCCACACUGUGCCUUGCUUGCGAGUCACACUGUAGUGGCUGCUGAGGGUGAUGGCUCUUCUUUGUUUGUGUUUUGUGGGAUACGUGUAUUGUUGACGAUGAGAACCAAACAAGAAAGUAGUCGACAGUAAAAGGACCAACCACCGCAAUGAAGAAAGAAUAUGGGC
This is a messenger RNA of Salpingoeca rosetta, 1536 nucleotides long. RefSeq lists its product as uncharacterized. Lineage: Eukaryota; Choanoflagellata; Craspedida; Salpingoecidae. Bases 53 to 1159 code for a protein of 368 amino acids. The transcript is spliced from 8 exons. The record is from RefSeq and is a predicted model, not a curated record.